Molecule: messenger RNA, 1874 nt
Organism: Prorocentrum cordatum
Lineage: Eukaryota; Dinophyceae; Prorocentrales; Prorocentraceae
Source: the annotation of a GenBank genome assembly
CUCCCGUCCGCGUGCCUGGAUGCCUCCUGGCUCAAGCCGUUUUGGCAUGAGUCGCCUUUUGGAGCAGCCCUCCGCGGUCGGUGGGACGCCGCGCGCACAGCCUCGGCACAGCGUGCUGCAACUCAUGGGGCAAGGCCUCGCCACCAGCGCGUGCGCCUGCUCCCCCAGCGGCGGCGGCGACGGCGUGCUCCACGCAGCGCAGGAAGCCCGUGCGCCAGGGGCUGCGAGGAGCCCGCGCCCGCCGCGGCUGCCAGCGACGGCGGGAGCGAGCUGCUCCAGGAGGACUGACUCCUGCCCCUCGUUUCUCCGGCAGACGACGGCCGAGACCGAGGCUUCUCUGCUCUCGCCGACGCAGCAGCAGGCCUCGUCCGACAGCGAGGGCGCGCCUCCCUCGUCAGGCGUGCGCGCGGACGCGGCCUGCAUGCCGAGCUCCAACGCGUCGUUCUCGAGCUGGGUGAACUCGCUGAAGGCAAAAAGGAAGGAGCGUGCGUGCUCUGAGGCAGAGGUGCGUGCGUUCCUCCAGGCGCAUGGCUUCUCCGACGUCAACCAGCUGCGGAGGGCCUCCCGCUUCGGCGCCGUGCGCCGCCCCCUCCACGUGGCCGUCGCGCUGGGCGACAAGGCCAUCCUCGAGCUGCUGCUCCUGCACGGCGCGGACCCCACGCUGCCCGAUGCCGUUGGCCACCUGCCGGGUCACAGGUGCGGGGCGAGCAGGAGAGCGCCCAGUGCAGCUGGGAGGGCUGGGACGAGACGCGGCGGGCGGCGGAGGCCGCAGCAAGCCACACGCGCAAGCGCCACGAGGUCCGCCGGCCGAGCUCGUGGGAGCACUUGUUCGACCAUCUCAGGCAGGACCCGCUGCUGGACGGCUGCCCCAAGGCUGUGGCGCCAGCGGGAGGCGCGGGCCUGUGCGAGAGGGAGCGCGGGGUGGAGCGGGGCGCACAGCCGGUCCGGCGUCCGCGAGGCCCAGACUGAGGUCUCCCCUGACUUCCCGAGGCCAGCGCCGCUUCGCGGUCGGCACUAUUGCAACUGGUGCCCUCGCCGGCACUCCAUACUCCACUCCACCCUAUCACUAGGGUCCAGAAGAAGCACAGUGCGCAGCUGGACAGCCAGAUGUUGAGAGCGUGCUCCUCCUCCAUGUGGUUCCCGCGAGAGAGCAGGGCUCGAUAAUUGUGCACGCGCGCGCGCGCGCACGUUCCUCGGCCGUGCGGGCCCCUCCACGCACGCUGAACCCACCCCCUCGCGCUCUUGGGGGCCUCUUGGGGGCCUCGUAGUGCCUCUCCAGGGCCUCGUGGGGGCGUGCGGGGGCGGAAGGCUGGAAUUUCGCUUCCAGACCCUGAAUUCCUCAUCCAAUGCUCUCUCAUCAAAUGCCCUCACCGUAGCAUAAUGUGGUGGAUUUGGGCCGUCGUGCCACCGAGUGGCGCAGGGUGAUCGUCCACAUGCGGCGCUCGCAACGCGGCUUUCUGUUCCAAGCCGUUUUGGUGUUUUUCGUUUCGUUCCGAAUCAUCCCUCUGCGGUCUGUUGGGCGCCACACGGACAACACAGCGUGUCGCGCCUGAUGGGGCAGCGUGGAGUAGCAAAUCUUCUUAGGCCAGUUUGGCCUGACUGGCCUCCGAGUCUCGAAGCGGCCCUCCACGGUAUGUUGAGCGCCCCGCGCACAGCAUUGCGUGCUGCGCUUCACGGUGCAGAGCCUUGCCACCAGCGCUGGCGCACCUGUUUUGUGCACAUAUGCCACCUUUUUCAAAGUUUUAAGCACUGCGCGUCAUAGCGCCCACCUCUUAGGUGCCAUCUUUCCAUAUCUCAGCUGCGGCCGUACUUUUCAGCGCCUCCCCAGUGAGGGAAUUUAAGGGCCAGCGGGGCGAAACGAUGUAACACUCUGG